Molecule: messenger RNA, 2010 nt
Organism: Pteropus alecto (black flying fox)
Lineage: Eukaryota; Metazoa; Chordata; Mammalia; Chiroptera; Pteropodidae
Gene: KLHL33
Product: kelch like family member 33
Exons: 3
Coding region: 1-1602 (533 amino acids)
Molecular function (GO): protein binding
Source: RefSeq, a predicted model, not a curated record
AUGCUCCUGAGUGGGAUGAAGGAAUCCCAGGGCGCAAAGGUGUCUCUGCAUACCAUCGCUGCCCAGGACCUGCGACUCCUUGUCUCUUUUGCCUACUCUGGGGUUGUACAGGCAAAGUGGCCAGGACUGCUGAGAGCUGCUCAGGCUGCUCUGCAGUACCAGAGCUCCUCCUGCCUGGCUCUGUGUCUGAGGGCCUUGGCACGGGGCCUCAGCCCUGCCCGUUGCCUGGCCCUGUUCUCCAUGUCUGAAGCCCCUGGCUUGGAGAGGCUCUGGAGAAAAGCCCGUCACUACCUCCUCACCCACCUGCCUGCGGUAGCUUUGUGCCCCACUUUCCCUUCUUUACCAGCUGCCUGCCUGGCUGAGCUCCUGGAUAGCGACGAGCUACACAUGCAGGAGGAGUUAGAGGCCUUUAUGGCUGCACGGUGUUGGCUAGCUGCCAACCCUGAGACCCAGGAGUCAGAGGCCAAGGCCCUGCUUCGAUGUGUCCGUUUUGGCCGUAUGUCCAUCAGGGAGCUGCGGAGAGUACGGGCAGAAGGGCUACCUCCACCCCUGACUCAGGGCUUGCUGCAUCAGCUGAUGGUGGAGGCUGAGGUUCCAGGUAAAGUGAGGCGGAGGGAGCCUGACCAGGCUCUGGUAGUGAUUGGCGGGGACGGGCUCAGAUCAGACAUGGCCGUAAGACAACCAUCCCGAAGAGUGUGGUGGGCCCGGGCCUUUUGCUGCGGCAUGGGACUAGUGAGAACUGUGGAGUGGGGGCGGCUACCUGCCCUGCCUGCCCCAGGGCGCUUCCGACAUGGAGCUGCGAGCCUAGCAGGAAGUGAACUCUACGUGUGUGGGGGACAGGAUUUCUACAGCCAUUCCAACACCCUGGCUUCGACUCUCAGGUGGGACCCCAGUCAAGAGGACUGGGAGGAGAUGGCACCUUUGUGCCAGGCUCGGAGUUUUUUUCCCCUGGUGGCACUGGAUGGACUACUUUACGCCCUGGGCGGACGCGCCAAUGGUGUUGCCCUCAAGUCCGUGGAGACUUAUAACCCCGAGCUUAAUGUCUGGAGGCCAGCACCUGCACUUCCAGCACCACGCUUUGCCCAUGCAGCUGCUAUUUUGGAAGGCCGAUUGUACAUGAGUGGUGGCUGCAACGGGACGGGCCAAUGCCUGGCCUCAUUGCUGCACUAUGACCCCAAACUUGAGAAGCCAGGGACACUUCUGAGUCCUAUGAGGGAACCUAGAGCUGGCCAUGUCAUGGCUGCUCUGGGUGGGCGGUUGUAUGUAGCAGGUGGGCUAGGUGAGACUGGGGACUUGCUGAGCUUUGAGGCCUAUGAACCAAGGACUAAUAGCUGGACUCAGCUGGCACCCCUGCCUUCCCCCCAUGUGGGGGCUGCAGGUGCUGUGCUGGAGGGGGAGCUCCUGGUGCUGGGGGGCUACAGCCACCGUACUUAUGCCAUCUCCCACCUUAUCCAUGCUUACUGUCCUGGCUUGGGCCGAUGGCUCUGCCUAGGAACUCUGCCAAGGCCUCGGGCUGAGAUGCCUGCCUGUGUCCUGACACUGCCUACUGUACAGCACAUAGCUUUGGGCCCCACACAGCACCAAACCAAACCUGCUGGGUGAGGGAGGGAGUAGCAGUGAAUGGGGGGAGGAAGGGAUAAGGCACAUCAUAAGAGAAGAACAGAAAUUCUGGGGGGAGAAAGAGAAGGCUUUAUUCAUGAGAGUAUUUUAUUCUCAUACAGUGCUUACAACUCAUAAACUGCUUUUGAAUAUAUGAUCUUCAUUGAGGAAAAGGGGGUUCCAAAAUUCCUAGGGAAAGGGCAUUGGGGAAGGGGAGGCAGCUGAAUACCUAGGUAAGGAGACAAGACCCAGGAGCAAAUAUACAAGGUUUAGGGACCCUGAUACAAUUCUUGGUGGGGAAAGUACCUCUAGCUGGGAAGACAGUCGAGAAUCUCCAAUAGCCAAGGUGUAGGGGCUAUAAGAAGACAGUUGAGAAAAUGAUGAUUCUGGCCUAUGGAUCAAGGAGAAAAC